AUGUUUAAACAAGCAAUUCUUUCAGUCUUGAUCGUUGCAAUCAUUGCUUCCUCUGCCUAUGCUUCUCCUAUUUUUUCUUUCGUUAAACAAUUCGAAAGUGUCAACAAGAGAUCUCCAACCUCUUCAAACAUCUGUUGUUUGCCAAAUGUCUUCUCCAUGAAGGGUGUUUUCAAUCAAGUUUCCAUCGUUGCCAAUAACAGUACCUUACAACCAGUCGAAGGUGGUUUCACAUUUGCUGGUGAUUACAAUGCUGGUAAAAUUAGACAAGAUAUCACUUACACAGUUGAUGGAGCUGUCAAUACCUAUACUAAUUGGGACUUUAAGAUUAGUUCUUCUAUUACUGUUUCCUAUGAUUUACAAAGUGGAAAAUGUACUUGUCGUAAGGUUCAAGAUUUCAAUCAAUGGGAUGCACUCUGUCUUCCAAAUUCUGGAACUGUUACCAAAGCAAAGAUUGGUUCCUAUGAUGCAUUGAAGAUUGUAAAUACUCAAUAUGGAGCAACUGGUACUAUCUGGACAUUCAGAGAGCCACAAAUGGCCAAUGAUAAGUGUUGGAUUUUGAAUACCUUUGUUGUUGUUCCUACUGCUUCUCAAGAUCAAACUUAUUAUGAUAUGGUUGAAAAGGUUGAUUCAAAUGUUUUCACUGUUCCAUCUUCUUGUCCAUCAAUUAAUACUUGUUUGUCUCAAUAAAUUAUCAUAACAUGAGUUUUUAAU
This is a messenger RNA of Naegleria gruberi, 711 nucleotides long. RefSeq lists its product as uncharacterized. NCBI's taxonomy places the organism in Eukaryota, Heterolobosea, Eutetramitea, Acrasida, Naegleriidae. The record is from RefSeq and is a predicted model, not a curated record. The transcript has a single exon. Bases 1 to 687 code for a protein of 228 amino acids.